Messenger RNA from Sardina pilchardus (European sardine), 3038 nucleotides. RefSeq lists its product as uncharacterized. The record is from RefSeq and is a predicted model, not a curated record. The coding region runs from base 1 to 2655 and encodes 884 amino acids. Lineage: Eukaryota; Metazoa; Chordata; Actinopteri; Clupeiformes; Clupeidae. The transcript has 9 exons.
AUGUCGGAAGGAAACGAGCCAAAGAAGAAAUCUUCUGAGGAAUCAAGGGCUGAAUGUAGCUCCACCAUGAGGACCUCAACGAUUGAUGCAGAUUUGGAUCAUAUGAAUCUUUCUCCCAUGAUACGCCACCUUGUGGAAAACAUGACGGAAGAGCAUUGGAGAAUCGUCCGUGAGGCUCUAUGUGUGCCUAGGACCAGGGAAGAAGUUUGCCAGCUUUGUGCCGGCAUAGUAGUGAAAGUGGUCCGGACGGCUCAUUAUUACCUAAUCCCAGCCCUCGGUGAAGUUCUGGCUGUUCCUGCUGCACAUGUCAUUCUAUAUGGAACGAAAAGGUUUGGCACUUCAGAGGCCAAGAAUGCUGAAGAGUCAUGUCUGGGAGAAGGACCUCAGAGAAUUACCUAUGAAAGGCCCUUGGCAGCUGCCAAGAUGGAAGUAGAUGGGAUUUUGCAGGAGCCUGUCAGGAUAGUCAGUGGUUUGCCGUCAGCUGUGCCUGCGUUAGUGAAGGAACCCAAGUCUGAAGCCUCAGGACUUUCCAGCUCUAUCCCGCUGCUCAACCAGCUGACUGAUGGCGAAUUUCAAAAUAGGGCAACAAAUCGAGUCAGUGAGAUUUUGCUCAGAAAUCUUGAGAACGAUUCCUGCCCUGAAUUACCAGCUGGCAUGUCUGUUGAAGAUCACGAUGAUGAUGAAGAAGAGGAUGAUGAUGAGCCAAAUGCCCGAGUGGAAAGUCAGGCAAAACACUUUCUAGCCUUUAUUGACCCUCUGUCAUUGGCUUUUGCAGAUGAUCUAGUUGGUGAAAUCAUGGAAUCCAUGAACGAGACUGUCUCCAGUCAAGAUUAUCAUGUGGCAGCAUUUGAUGUUGUCGAAUACAUUACUGAGGGGAUGAAGGAUCUUGUGGAGACAGCACGAGGCAUAGGAGCUGUUUCUGUCAAAAAGAUCUGCGCAACAUCUCAAAGAAUGUUCAGUGCCAUUAAGAAUGUUGUGGGAAACUUGUUUUCUAAAUCUGCCUACUCUGACAGAAAAGAGGAAACAACAAUGGCAUACGCCAGAAAUGUCAUUUGCGAUGUGAUUAUCUCCAUGCAGAGUGACCUUCGAGAUUUUGAGAGUGCAGAAAAUGUAGAGCAAGCAGCUCUGAUUCAUAAGAUCCUUGGUGCGAUGUUGAAUGAAGUGCAAAUGAUUGACAUCAAAAUAGGCAAGGAUAGGCCACAAAGCCAUCGACUGCCGUCACCCUCUUCUGCUGACUCAGAAGUAAAUGACCAAAACAGACUCCGUGACACUCCUGAUUCCCCUGAGGUACCUAUCAAAGGGAUUUCCCCUGUUUUCGUGUGCUCCAAUAUUGGAAUGAAGGACUCGUCAUUGUCUAGUAAAAGUUCACACGAGACCAUCACUCAUGUGGUAGACACCAUCUUCGAAUCGGGGAAACGUGUUCACAUCACUAGAAGACUGGAAGAAUUAAUGUCAGACACCAAAAUGAUGGAGUAUUCUCAUAAUAUUGCAGGUGAAGUACAGAAGCUCCUUAAAAGUUAUCAUGGUGUGCAGACUUUAUCUGUGCCAGUGGGGAAGAGUCUCUCAGACUCCGUCCUGUACAAGUUGCGACCAAGAGCCGUAGGAAAGAAUGAAAUUCCAUCAGGUUUCAUUUACGGUUAUGUAGAGGAGGCUGUGAAGCGACUUGUCCUGUCAUCUUUAUUCCCCUCAAUCUCUUCAUCAACGUCUGAGGAGUUUGGGAGCACAGUGGAUGUAUUCACGCAAGUGAUGACACAAGUAGUCAUGGAGACACUUUCCACACAGUCACAGGAUAACGUAGCUUCCUCACGUAACAGUACUGAUGACAUCAAGGAAUUGAUCAAGGAUAAUCAGAAACUGUCAGACAAACAGGCACAGGACACCAAAACGCCAUCUUUCACUAGUAGCUCAGACAAUGUGCUCCCACACAUUUUUGAUGAACAUGGUGAAAGAGGUACCUCUUUGUCUCACUUACGUCUCUUAGAGUCCAAUAACUAUGCCUCCUUGGUGUCUAUGCUGGUCAUCCAACUUCUGAAGAAGAUUAAUAGUUUACACCAGAAUGUUGACCAGAACACACUUCCAGACAAUGUUCUGGAUAUGUCCAAUGACUUGAUUGGGGACAUUCUGAAUGAGCUGAAUAAAACUUUUGGCAUCAGAAGUGAUGGACAUCAUCCACAGGAAGUGAAUAUUCACCACAUUUUCAGAGUAGUUUACAAGGAGCUCACUCAGGACUUUGGGUCUGAAAACAUGCUCUGUUCUGCCCUGAAGUCACAAAAUCCAUCUUUGACAUCUUCACUGGUAGAACAACUGACAAAGGCAAUUGCAUCUGCAUGUCUACCACCAAGUCAAACUGCAAUUGGACCUCAGAAAAAAAGAGAGGAAAAGACCAGGAACAACUUGUUUCCCUUUCGGCUGAAGAUGCCGACAUUCAACUGGAAGAAAUCAAGGAGAGGAGAAGUCAGUGAAUGCAAGGAUUCUGCUGUUGCAAAGACAAGUUCAUCUAAAGUUCAGGCAAAUGCAUCCUUGUCUGAGUUGAGAGAGUCUCCUGUGUCUGCUGGUCCACUGGAGGUGCCACUGGAGGAAGCGACAGUGGGGUGCUGUUUCUUCAGGAUCCCUAAGUUCAAGCUCUCCUUCAAGGUGGAGUUCAGUUCAUGCUAACACAUGUUAAUAUUGAGUUUAACCAUGCUUAUCUCAUAGAUUAGUGACUGAAGGACAAAACUGAUUCAACAUGAUCUGUGAGUAUGCACAUGAAAUGUCUCAUCAUCAGUAUUUGAAUUUGAAAUAAUUAGUCUCUUUCUAAUUUUAUCAGAAAUUAAUGAGGGGUGCUAAAGUUGCACAUUGUGACUAUGUCAACUCAACUGAAGAAAACAGCAAUGUGCCAGGCUGUGCAACAUCCUCUCAUGAGAUUCAGCUUGAAAAGACCACUGCUGAGCUCACUGCCUCUGAGGGUCCAACCAGGGCUUGCCAACGCAUCCUCUCUUGAGAUGUGACCUUCUCACUUGAAUCAACUACACCAUCAGAUUAUCUUUUCUACACCUAAA